ACGGUUAACGGUUUUUCAUUUUGACCCCUUUAGCUAAGCACGUUUCUCUGUCAUGGUGCUAAAUAUAAUAAGGAGAAUUCCAGCAAUUUUUCUAAGAAUAUUUUUUUUUUGCAUAAUUCCAUUGUUGUGAUGUAAACAGAGUCAUUCAGAGUGGUUUGAUGUGAAACGGUUCGUUGUGGAGACCCUUGUGGUGGUGAUAGGAACCAGGGGGCACAGCGUCUACAACACUAAUAGAGCCAUUGUAUGUGCUAUUCAAACCACCAGUGAACCUACACGAGUCUAAUGAGUAUAUGGGAUGUUGAUGAUGGAAAAAAGCAUGAAAAUCUGAAACAAUACGCUUUCCUUGGGAACUAUUUUGCCUUAGAACACAAUCCAUGUAUCCCUCCACCGUGGAUUAAAAAUAAAUGAAUUAACAAGAGGUUUUAGGAUAAAACCUAAACAUAGAACUGUCGACAAACAUUGACUCAGGCAACGUAAUCAUAAGCCUUAUAAGUAAGAACGUUCUGUGAGGGGGCUUUUAGAGGUGGACGUCUGGUUCCUAUCACCACCGUUGUGAACGAUUCUGACUCUAGAACGGAGCGUUUCACACCAAACCACUCUGAACGACUCUGUUCACAUCUUAACCGCUUAAUCACGUAGAUAUUUUGGUGGAGUUCCCCUUCACGUACAUGGAACUGAAUGGAGCUGGUGUUACUACCCAUAGAAAAUAAAGUAUAACUUGGUCCGGCCAGUUCUUGGACACUCCCUCCGCACUCGCAGCGCUCUCCCACACUCUCACACACUCACACACACAGCACCCAGAGAGGGAGAGCGCGCGAGCAAAACAGGAUGAGAGAAUGAGAAUGAGAGAUCAGGUCAGUGAGGCAUCAAGCCGGACACACAAAGCUUCUUAACGGCAGCAGGUGGAGGAGGAGGAGGAGGAAGAGGAGGAGGAGAAAGAGAGAGACCGAGACCAUCCCGGGGGCGCGCGCUCUCGUCACCCACCUGCGCGCUCUCGCCACUGUCACCACGAGCAGCGAGCGACUAGCAGCGCCCGAUGGCACCGGCUUUAGGGUGAUCGAGGAUGAGGAUGAGGAUGAGGAAGGUUUGGCACGGGGAAGCCGGCAGCGCGCUUUUACUGCUUGCGCUCGCCGCGCACGCGCAGGUUGUGUGUGCAGUGGGCACUUUUGAGCUGCAGAUCCACCAAUGGCAAAACUCUCUGGGCAUUCUACAGAGCGGUCAGUGCUGUGACCUCCAGGCCGGCGGGGCUCAGCAGUGUCCUUCCAAUGAUCAGUGUGACACGUUCUUCAAGGUGUGUCUGAAGGAGUACCAGGCUCGUGUGGCCCCCACGGGCUCCUGCACGUUCGGCUCGAGCAGCACGCCCGUCCUGGGUGGAAACUCGCACACAGUACGGCACCAUGGACACGAGGGGGCCGAGGGAGGCCGCAUCAUCUUCCCCUUCAAAUACGCCUGGCCGAAAUCCUUUUCCCUGGUGAUCAAGGUGCUGGACUAUGACAAUGAAACGGAGCUAGGUCAGGAGCAGCUGAUUGAGCGUGUGCUGCUGUCGUCCAUGCUGAACCCUGGGGAGCAGUGGCAGGCGUACCAGCACCACGGCCGCCAGCUGAGUCUGGAAUACCGCCUGCGCUUCCGCUGUGAUGCCAACUACUACGGGCCGCAGUGCAACAAGUUCUGCCGCGUGCGUGACGACUUCUUCGGCCACUUCGACUGUGAUGCUGCUGGCAGCAAGGUCUGCAAAGAUGGCUGGAGUGGACCAGAGUGCACGCAGGCGGUGUGUAAGCAGGGAUGUAACCUGGCUCACGCUUCCUGCAGCCUUCCGGGAGAAUGCAAGUGUCACUAUGGCUGGAAGGGGAAUCUGUGCGAUGAGUGUGAGACGUUUCCAGGUUGUGUUCACGGGACCUGCUCCGAACCAUGGAAGUGUGUAUGUGACACCAACUGGGGCGGUCUGCUCUGUGAUAAAGAUCUGAAUUACUGUGGGAAUCAUCAGCCAUGCAAGAACGGAGGCACUUGUAUCAACACAGAACCCAACGAGUAUAACUGUGUGUGUCAGGACGGUUUUCUUGGCCGCAACUGCGACACUGUGGAGCACGCAUGUCUCUCGUCCCCGUGCAUGAAUGGAGCGACGUGUGUAGAAGACCAGACUGGCUUCAGUUGUGUGUGUGCAGAUGGCUGGACCGGACCCACCUGUGCAGCUGCAGUGCUGCAGUGUGACUCGGCCCCGUGCAAGAGUGGGGCCACGUGCCGAGAGACGCCGCGGGGCUUCCAGUGUCUCUGUCCUCCAGGCUGGACCGGCAAGACCUGCCAGAUAGAUAUGAACGAGUGUGAGGUGGGCGUCUGUGUCAAUGCUCAGUCCUGCCGAAACCUGAUUGGUGGAUACCUCUGCAACUGUCUGCCUGGAUGGGUGGGGCCGAAGUGCGAUAUAAGGAACAGUAGCUGCCAGGGUUCGUGUCACAACGGAGGACGCUGCGAGGACUCAAAGUGUGUGUGCUUGUCGGGUUUUACUGGUGAACACUGCCAGACCGCAGUGGGAGCCUGUGACAGCGCCCCCUGUUUGCAUGGAGGACAGUGUGUGGAGCAGAAGGAUGACGAGAGCCUGCUCUGCAACUGUCCAGUGGGGUACACUGGAACUUACUGUGAGGUGGUGGUAGAUAUGUGUAAUCCCAACCCCUGCCAGAAGGGGGUGCCGUGUCAGAGCACAGAAAGUGGCUACAUGUGUGCCUGCCCUGAAGGUUACUUUGGAAAAGAGUGCAUGAGCCUGAAGGACUUGUGCCAUGGGCCGCAUUGCCAAGUAUCAAACUCAAGCAGUGGAGAGUUCAGCAUGUACAUGGUUCUGCUUGGGGUGCUGGCCGUGUUAGUGGCCGGCGGCUGCUCAGUCUGCGCUCUCCUCCUGUCCCGCCUGCACCGGCGCCGCAGCACCAAGCAGCCGACCACGGACACCGCCAUCAACAACCAGCGCCACUUCUGCACCCUCAUCCGCAACGUGGACCACAAUGAGGUGCUGCAGGCACCUGGCCGCCAUGGCCAGGCUCAGGCCGUCCCGUCUGUGCUCCACCCGGAGGAGAUCGAACUGACCCUGCCACCCUCUCCGGCGCCAUCCCCUGCCUUCAAACUGGUCCCAGGACCCAAACUGGACAUCUGCAACCGUGAGCGGGAGAAGCUGAACCGGUUCCAUUACGCAGACAGCCAAGAGCUGGAGGCAUGACCUUGCACUGACCUUUAGGAAGGACUGCGAUGCCCUAAGAAAAGAACGGCUCACCUCGACUGACCCCUUCUUGAGCAGCCUCCUGCCAGGAAGGUCAGAGCUAGGUCUUUGCGAAGGCACCGGAAAAGACAGCACUCCAGGCAUGAGCUGCGGACCUCAGGCCAAGUAAACAUGUUUAAAGCGAUAGUUCGGCUAAAAAUCAGACUGAAACAGUUUCCCCCUUCGCCCAAAUGUUGUCCAUCGGCCAAGACAGGUUUGGUGUCUGAAAUGCGUUUCUUUAGUUUUGCACUGGAGCUAUGAGGCUAUCGUUGCUAACGAGCGAUGGAAUAGACACCAGUUUAGCAUGAGCAAUCUGAAAUGAGGCUGCUUGUGUGGCUUCUCACAGAAUAAUGACAUAUUGUUAUUUAUUAAUAUUAUAUAAUAUUAUUACACUCACACCGAAGUUUCAAAGAGUGUUUCCACAUAAGCAAAUCUACUUGAGAUUACUGAACAACCGGACAGGAUUUAAUACAAGCAUGUGAUGAUCUACACCGAUCAGGCAUAACAUUAUGACCACCUCCUU
Colossoma macropomum (tambaqui) is the source of this 3761-nucleotide messenger RNA. RefSeq names its product protein jagged-1b. Gene Ontology annotation, cellular component: protein-containing complex; plasma membrane. Lineage: Eukaryota; Metazoa; Chordata; Actinopteri; Characiformes; Serrasalmidae. The transcript has 14 exons. Gene Ontology annotation, molecular function: calcium ion binding. The record is from RefSeq and is a predicted model, not a curated record. The coding region runs from base 1064 to 3199 and encodes 711 amino acids. Gene Ontology annotation, biological process: cell communication; establishment or maintenance of epithelial cell apical/basal polarity; heterophilic cell-cell adhesion.